Messenger RNA from Amoebophrya sp. A120, 761 nucleotides. Lineage: Eukaryota; Dinophyceae; Syndiniales; Amoebophryaceae. The record is from the annotation of a GenBank genome assembly.
CAAGCAGCCACGUACUGCUAGCCUCUACUUCUCGUCGGCCUCGUGCACCAUGAUCCACGAGUUGUGAGAAACACAUAGAUACAAGAACCGCAGCACGUCGACCAAAAUGGAGUUUGUAAUCGAGAAGGCGAACGCGAAGGUGUUUUCCAAGGCCGCGGUCUUGAUGAACAAACUCGCGGAAGAUGUUAUGUUCCAAAUUCACCCGGUCGAGAGGUCCUUGGCGAUGCUGUGUUGCAACCAGGCGAGCCAGUCGAACGUGCUGAAGAUGUACUUCAAAAGCGGUUUUUUUCAGGAGGAGGUCACCGUCACCGAUCCCACGCUUUUCGCCGAUGUGAACCAUUUUGCGGCCAAUGCAGCGAACUCAAUAGGAGGUGCAUUUGGCGGGAUAGGGCUCCUGGGGAACAACAAUAGUUCCUCCAGUUCAUCUUCCGGACACCAGCACGGAAUGAUGAACAGCAACAUCAUGAGCAAUUUACCUGGGCAGCAGCAGCAGUUUUUCAAUGCUGAUACCUCUGAUGGAAAUGCAACAAACAUGAUCCCGCUGAAUAACAAGCCCUACGAGUGCAAGAUGCGGCUCAAACCGUUGAUUCAGUUUCUCCUCGGCACAGCCUACAAAAUUCGGCAGGGAGCAGAUUUAGCGAUCAGAUUUGAAGAGUCCAGGUGCCAGUUCACCUGGAAAUGUCACGCGGCGGACGAUUUUUUGCAAAUGGAAGUGGAGGGAAAUGAUGGGGAGUUUUUGGAAGGACAACAAGGAUCUACGG